GGUCGUUUUGGGGCCAUUUGGGGACUCGUUUUUGAGUCACUUUGCAGCCAUUCUGGGGCUGAUUUGGGGCUCCUUUUAGCUCCAUUUUGGGCCAAUUUUGCCCGAAUUCGGGUCCGUUUUGGGCCCAACGCCGGGUCAGAUUCGAGCCCCCCCCCCUCACACUCUCGUGCCCCCUUUUGCACGCGCGUGUGCCCGCAGGACCCCCGCAAUAAGCACAAGUUCAAGGUUCACACCUACAGCAGCCCAACCUUCUGCGACCACUGCGGGUCGCUGCUCUACGGCCUGGUGCACCAGGGCAUGAAGUGCUCGUGCUGUGAGAUGAACGUUCACAAGCGCUGCGUGCAAAGCGUGCCCAGCCUGUGCGGCGUGGAUCACACGGAGCGGCGCGGCCGGCUGCAGAUCCGCGUGCAGCCCAUAGGGGGCGACACGCUGCGCGUCACCGUGGGGGAGGCCCGCAACCUGAUCCCCAUGGACCCCAACGGGCUGUCGGACCCCUACGUGAAGCUGAAGCUGAUCCCCGACCCCAAAAACGCCUCCAAGCAGAAAACGCGCACCGUGAAGGCGACGCUCAACCCCGUCUGGAACGAAGCCUUCGUCUUGUGAGCAGGGCUAUGGGGAGCUAUGGG
Phasianus colchicus (ring-necked pheasant) is the source of this 626-nucleotide messenger RNA. The record is from RefSeq and is a predicted model, not a curated record. NCBI's taxonomy places the organism in Eukaryota, Metazoa, Chordata, Aves, Galliformes, Phasianidae.